GCCUCUGCCACCGCGACCACACCUCAGAGCUCAUGUAUCACUUGCUCAAGGGACUUCACGAAUACCUUACGAGGAAGGAGGAGUUUUCUGUCAUCAUCUUGGGUUUGGACGGAGCAGGCAAGACAACGCUACUCGAAAAGAUCAAGACACUUUAUAAUGAUGUCCCUGGAUUAUCUCCCGACAAGAUAGGCCCGACUGUUGGACAAAACAUGGGGAAGAUAACGCUACCGUCGACGAUACUGCAAUUCUGGGACCUCGGAGGCCAACGUGGAAUGCGAUCUAUAUGGCCUCGAUAUUACGACGACUGCCACGCAGUUGCGUAUGUCAUCGAUGCCGAGGAUCGGGAACGUCUGAGCGAGUGCUGGGAGGUAUUCGAAUCCGUCCUGUCAUCGCCCCAAAUACUCGGCGUCCCUCUUCUUCUCCUGGCAAACAAGCAAGACUCGCCCAGAAGUCUAACAGUGGAGGAAAUUCGACACGACUACGAGGAAUGGCACCAGCGUCGUCUUGAAAGCGCGCGUCGGGGAACCUAUGACGACGAUAUGGUUCAACGACGUGACAGGAUCGCCAGCUUAGACGUGCUCGGCAUUAGCGCGCUCGAAGGAACUGGCGUACGAGAGGCUGUCGACUGGUUGUUCAUCCGCGUGCAAAACAGCAGGGCUCGAGAAUAGGCUGACCCAGUCUCUCUCACCCGUACAAUUCCCGACGCAGGUGAACUACACUCUACAUGCAGGAACACGACGACGUUAGCGGGACGAUUCACGAAACCAUUACCUGCGCGUUUUCAUGGCAUGUUUGUCUCCUGAUCAUACUCCAUCAUCCACAGCAAUACAAGUUGCCGUGAUGACCGAUUCUCUACCAGAGCACAGUUACGAACCGGAGCUUGAUCCUCAAGGCUGCGCUUCCGACAAGCACGUGUGAAAAACCACACAGCCUUGAUUCAGAGCCGCAUGAUGAACCUGUAACCGCGUCUCUUGUAACUCCCUCCCCUACCCUGGUCAUACGACUGAUCUACUCAAUGAGCAAUGUGGCCGCGACUUACGUGAAGUCAGAAAUACA
Molecule: messenger RNA, 1056 nt
Organism: Punctularia strigosozonata HHB-11173 SS5
Lineage: Eukaryota; Fungi; Basidiomycota; Agaricomycetes; Corticiales; Punctulariaceae
Product: P-loop containing nucleoside triphosphate hydrolase protein
Exons: 6
Coding region: 33-668 (211 amino acids)
Biological process (GO): intracellular protein transport; protein localization to organelle; Golgi to plasma membrane protein transport
Cellular component (GO): Golgi apparatus
Molecular function (GO): GTP binding; GTPase activity
Source: RefSeq, a predicted model, not a curated record